AAAAUAAACACUGCUUUCACGGUUGGCUCACGCCUGGCGGGAUGGAUUUAAUACUACUUCUUGGUAUUGCGACGGCUCUAUUCGUGGUUCUGCUUAGCCUCCUGCUUUUCAACAGAAACAAAUCGAAAGAUGCUCCACCAGCAGCCGCAUUGCCGAACGAAGGGAAUGUUCCACGUCGCGCACAAGUAGUUAGGAAUCAACGGAAUCGAGCUAGGGCCGCUGAAAUCGCUGAACCAGUGCAGCAUUCCGAUGACGAGGAUACAAUACCGCAGGCACAACAUGAUUACGGCGGUGAAAAGCUGGGCGCUAAGAAACGUGCCAAGCUGGAGGCCAAAGCCGAAAAGAAACAACAGCGUGAGCAAGAACUGCGUCUGAGGGAAGAGCAGAAAAUGAAAGAUGCACUUCUGGAAGAAGAACGGCGGAAACAGUCCGAGCGGGAGACACUGGAGGAGAAAAAACGCGAGGAAGCGGAGCGUCUUGCGCGCGAGGAAAAGGAAAGGAAGGAACACGAGGAGUAUUUAAAGAUGAAGCAAGCUUUCAGCGUUGAAGAGGAAGGUUUCGAAGAAGAAGAUGUCGAUGAACAGCAGAACAGUCUUGCAGACUUUAUCAAAUUUAUUCAGGACCACAAAAUCGUAGUACUCGAAGAUUUGGCGUCACACUUUAAAUUGAAAGUGCAAACGGCAAUCGACAGGAUUGAAGAACUGCAGAAAGAAAACCGACUUACUGGUGUUAUCGACGAUCGAGGCAAAUUCAUCUACAUUUCAGAAGACGAGCUGAAAACGGUGGCCAAGUUUAUUCGCCAGCGGGGCAGAAUUUCCAUAGCGGAAUUGGCAGAAAACAGUAAUCAGCUGAUUAGCCUCACUCCGGCGGCAGAGAGUACAUGAGACCAGCCGUUUCAAGAAUCGUGUACGUGAAAAUUUGCAAUCAAAUGUUUAUUCAAAAAUAGACAAAUGUAACAAGUU
Messenger RNA from Anopheles bellator, 962 nucleotides. It is a transcript of the gene Ddrgk1, whose product is annotated as DDRGK domain-containing protein 1. Lineage: Eukaryota; Metazoa; Arthropoda; Insecta; Diptera; Culicidae. The transcript has 3 exons. The record is from RefSeq and is a predicted model, not a curated record. The coding region runs from base 42 to 884 and encodes 280 amino acids.